Messenger RNA from Ruditapes philippinarum (Manila clam), 2384 nucleotides. RefSeq lists its product as uncharacterized. The transcript is spliced from 4 exons. The record is from RefSeq and is a predicted model, not a curated record. Bases 600 to 2327 code for a protein of 575 amino acids. NCBI's taxonomy places the organism in Eukaryota, Metazoa, Mollusca, Bivalvia, Venerida, Veneridae.
GUAAAGCGAACUUGAGUAAACAAUACAAGUCAAUUUUGCAGGUUUAUAACAGAUCUGAAUAUUUAAUAACAUUGAAAAAGCAAAGAGAAAAAAAUAUUUGACAAGUUUAUUAAUUGAAAAAUAAAAUGUGACAAUAUAAUAGUGUCGUUAAAAUAAAAUGUUGAAAAUCGAAGUUUAACUUUAUUAACGGAUAUACAGAAGUAAAUGAAGAAAUUUAAAUUGAUCAGUUUUCAUAUUGAAAGCGUUAUAAUGGAAUCAAAAUAGAACGAUUCAAGUGAGAGAAAGGCGCGUGUCGUAAUAUCAAUGGAGAAAACAUAUAUUUAAAUUUCAUUUAUAUAGGAAGGUUUGAAAAGGAAAUUAACCUCAUGUACAUGCUGAGAUAGGUGUAAUGGAUUAUUAUCGCUCUAUGAUAAAGCGACGUAUACCGUGAACAUUACACAUAAUUCUGACGCCGUGACGUCAAUUACGUCGUAACCAUAGUGUGUACAGUUCUGUUUCCGUUUGUGAUUGACAUUUUAAUGUUAUUUUAAUGGUUAUAAUUGACAAAAUAAUGUAAAAUCUUCAAUCAAGGACAAGAAAGUCCAACUUUGGAGGACGGUAUGACAUAUGAUAAGGUUCAGUUUUCACUGAACAGGCACAUGUACCUACAGAACGGAGACCUCGGCCAAUCACUGGAUUGUCCGAUAGAAGGUGAAAAAGUAAUCGUGUCUCAAGUUAAACAGAAACGUAAAUCUAGUGCAUAUGAAUCUUCAUUAGCAAAUAUAAAAGAAGUCACGGAGAGAAGAAAUUCCGAACGCAACUCGAAUAAAUUCAAGGAACUAAGUGACGAUAAUUUAUACAAAGGAAAUAAACCAGAAACAUCCGGAAUUAAGUACUCAAGCAGUGGCAAUGGAACCAUCGAAAUGUUUCUUUCAAAUAACAUAGAAAGUAAAUCAGAAAUGGAACUUUUUCCAAAAUAUAUAGAAGAUAAAAUGAGUUUAAGCACAAAAAGCAGACAAUCAAGCUAUGAUGCGGGAAUAUUGGAGAACGGUAAAAGAUCCUGUACAAGUGAAAGAAACAGUAGUAGUAGUCAAAGUAAUAAUAUAAUGAAGAGUGAGAAUGAAGAUGAAGUUUCAAUUCCUAAAUUAGAAUUAGAUCGAGAAGAUAAACAAGAGCGUAAACGACAUGUAUCAAACUUGGAAAAAUGUUCCAAUAAUAGUAAUGAAAUGGGUAAUGAUCUCCACGUGCAUGAAGACGUGACGACAAAACUUCCAAAUAUUAAAUGUGAACAUAUUCUUGCUGGUCGAGAUUUAUCUAUGAAUCAAGCACACAAUGGAACUGAAGACUUUAAGAAUGGUUCAGAUAAGUGUAUGGUCUGUGAAAUCACCGAAGCAACGGCUAAGUAUGCGUCUGUUGAGGCCAACAGACUUCUAUUAGAAAUUGUAUACCCACAUGAAUUUUACGACAAGUUUCAACGUUCUGGUAAACGAGCCAGAAUGAGCAGAAAUCAACGAAAUCCAGAUACUACCAGAGAUCAUAUAAAUAUAUGUAAACCAGCUAGCGUUGCUCCAAAAGUAUGGCGCCGUGAACGAACAACACUUAUGCAAUCCAAGUCGACAACGAACGAUCGCCCUGAUCCACCGAAUUCCACGAGAGAAACAUACAUAAGUAAAUUCAAAGAACGCUCAGAACAAGACCUUAGUCCAGAAAAGAGAAUAAAGAGAGAUAAAGAUGAACCAAAGAAAGAAAUACACUUACAGUGUAAGGCAAAAGACAAUGCAUUAAUAGUUACGGAAGACAGUGGAGGCCAAAAACUUGUUCUCAAAGGACUAAAAGGAUGGAUAUUGAAGAAAGAUGAUAUGUGUAAAAAUAGAUUGCAUACAGAGAUCAAGAAAUCUUUGUACCAAGUAAAUAGUCUGGGAAUGAACUUCAGUAUUCCUGAAUAUAACUCAACUCUCAGCGAAAGAAAGCUUCAGCUCAUGCGAUCUUUCACGAGUAUUACAACACCACGCCCACCAGAAACGCAGCAACCAAUCAGAAAAUCCGUUACACAAAACUACAGUCCCCGUAGCCAUGUGAUUCAUGCGGAUCCGCCGAGAGAUAUUCAGUCAGUACCAACUAGAACAAUAAAAGGUUUACAGAGAGGUUAUACGCACGUGCCAAAAUUAUUUUCAGACACUUCUACUGAGGACUCGUUUAAGAGUCUUCAGAAGACAAAAGUUGCCAUGGACAAUAGUAAAUCAAUGACUGAAAAUAGUGUUCCUUUUACAAAAGGAAAUACUAAACUGUCAUUACCUCCUUUAGUUAAUGACAUUAAAUCUAGAUCUUAUACUUUUACACAAUUUUAACGAUAUUUUAAAGUAAAUUAUAAAAAACCUAGAAGUUUAAGUGCAAUAAAAUGUUGA